This is a messenger RNA of Protopolystoma xenopodis, 435 nucleotides long. NCBI's taxonomy places the organism in Eukaryota, Metazoa, Platyhelminthes, Monogenea, Polystomatidea, Polystomatidae. The record is from the annotation of a GenBank genome assembly.
AUGCGUUUUAAAGCAGGAAAACGGUACGAAUACAUCUACUUGAUAGAGCCGUAUUGGGAUCCAAAGCGACAAGAGCAAUUAGAACGCUGCUUAAAGAUACGCGAUGCAGCCUCCAGAAUUCUCUCAAUCGCCCAGAACCCCUUGCAACAGUUGGAGGCAGCUAAAACUCUUUUAGUCAGCAAUGCUCAGUUGUUAACUUGCCUACGUGAACUCCAACGUGAUAGAGUUAUUGAGGUGACCAAAAGCUUCCAUGAAUGUCGCAACUCUUCGAAUACACACUUCAACUUUCGUCAACCUGCCACAACUGACUGGGCGAACAACUUUGCACAGGACGGUAAAGCCAGACUUUGCCUAUCUAGUACGUUUUGGCUGUCUCAGAAUUUUGCACUUUAUGCGGGUUAUAAUUCAGCAAAGCUUGUGAUGUCAGCUUAUUGA